UUUGUCUCAUCGAGAUGUUGAUGAAUGUGUAAAAGUUUGCUGGGUGCAGCGAGGCAGCUCUGGGACCAGUGGACAUCCAAUUCUGCUGCAGCAAGUUCUUCCAUUGCCUCGGUUUUAAAUGUAGAGUAAAUAGGCAGCCUGGUCUGAUCAGAACUCCGUGCGUAGGCAUGCCUGUGGUUUCCUACCACCUACCAAGAACCUGCCAGCAGUCUCUCUUCGAACAGUCAAUAACAUUUGAAAAGGAAACACUCUAACGGCUACGGUGAAUUUGGCUCGCAAUACUCAGGACUCUCCGACAGACUUUACUCGUCUUUACUCCACCUUUGGUGCUAUUUCUGCUAACAUUCAUGGUACAUGAGCAGCAUGGAGAAAGGGUGAGCUGAAUGGCAGCGGUGGACAAUGCGGUGCAGAUUGUGACGUCAAGUGAUUCCCGGAUGGUCUGUGUUGGAGCUGGUGCCAGGGAAGGGUCAACAUUGUCCGAACCAGAAGCAGCAGCACGAAGGUUGACAGAUGACGUUGCACAACAUUGGAAGAAGCCAUCUGCAUAUCCCCAAGCCGCAGCCUAUGUGACACGAUGGAAGGUAUUUGGAUCAACAGGUAUCGGAAGCACCUGGUUAAAUCCAUCAGUGGGCCCUUUCUGGAGACGAUAAUUCGCUACAUGAAGAGGCAGGAUCUGAUGAGCACUGAAGAAGUCAAUCAGAUUCAGGAACUGACCGCCCCAUCAGACAAGGCAAAGGCAGUGAUCGAUGUCCUCGCUGGGAAAGGAAGCACAGCCUCUGAGUCCUUGCAGACCUUCAUAGAGACCACUAACUCACAGCUCUAUCUUUUAAUUACAUUCUACGAGCCAAUGAUACAGAAGCACAUGGAGGUCCUGCACGGCAGGUUUGCAAGUGGGAAUGAAAUCACGGCCCUGUGUGCAAAGCCGUCCCUGGACCGACUUACAAACCUGCUGCUGAUCGACGGGCUGACAGACGUCCAACAGAAGGAGCAUGAUGUCAUGCAGAUAGAGGCCAUCAGGGGUAUGAGUAGCAGCUCAAGGCACACGCCUCUGGACCGGCUCUUUCUCCCCUUGUCGAAAGUCAGCAUCCCCCCGCGGAUUUCGGUGACCGUUGGAGUGGCUGGAAUUGGUAAGAGUACGUUGGUAAAGAUCCUGGUGUACAAGUGGUUGAAGGGAGAGUUGUACAGAGACGUCACCUUCAUAUUCCCCUUCAUGUUUCGAGAGCUCAACACCUUUGAAAGGAUAUCAGCAGAAAAGUUGGUCAAGUUGACCUUUCCCCACAUUGCCGAAACCAACCAUAUCCUGAACGGGUCGGCAAAGGUGGUGCUGGUCUUCGAUGGGCUGGACGAGUUCAGGUAUCCACUGGAGUUCUCAAACUCCCAGAUCUGCACUGACCCAAAGAAAGACAUCCAAAUUGACAACCUGAUCACCAACAUAAUACGGGGCAACAUCUUCUCCCAGGCAACGGUCUGGAUCACCUCGCGUCCUAGCGCAGCCAGCCAGAUCCCAGCCGGUCUCGUGGACAGAAUGACGGAACUCAGGGGAUUCGAGGAAGGUGAGAUGAAAGACUUCUUGGAGACAGUCUUUGAAGAGAGGUCCAUCGCCACGCGGGUCUUUUCGCACAUAAAGGCCCAUAAGUCACUCAACAUCAUGUGCUCCGUGCCUUCCUUCUCUCUGAUGAUUGGCCUCUCCCUCGCAUACUACCUCAGAAGCAACAUUGAUGGUCACAAGGCUGGCAACUUCCCACAGACUAUGACGGAAAUCUACACCUAUUUCUUCAAAAUGGUUCUCAAUGGGGAUUGGCAGGAAAAGGAGCAGGAGCCACUAAAGAUUGAACAAGCCUUCAGCAACAACAAGAAACUGAUUUCUAGCCUGAGCAGGCUGGCAUUUUAUGGGUUAAUCAAACGCAAGUUUGUUUUCUACGAGCAGGACAUGAAGGCAUAUGGCAUUGACCUCUCAUCACUACAGGGAAGCUUGUGCACUAAGAUCUUUGCCAAGGAUGAGUCCAAUAUCUGUACAGUUUACUAUUUUAUACACAACACCUUGCAGGAGUACCUGGCCGCCACCUACUAUUACACAGCUGCCAAAAGGGCCAUCUUUGACCUGUUCACUGAGAGCACUAUGUCUUGGCCCAAGAUCGGCUUCCACAAUCACUUUAAGAACGCGGUGAGCAAGUCGCUGCAGUCCGAGGACGGUCACCUGGACAUCUUUGUGCGCUUCCUCUCGGGCCUCCUCUCACCGGAGGUGAACAGGUUGCUGCAGGGCCUGCUCCUCACCAAGGACGAGCACCACAGCUACCGCACCCAGGCGGCGCAUCACCUGCAAGGCUGCCUCAACACCGACUAUGUCAUCUCCUCCAGGACCGUCAACAUCAUGCACUGCCUGCACGAGCUGCGGCACACCGACAUCGCCAAAGGGGUGGCGGACGCGCUGCGGGAAGGCAACCUGGCCGGGAAACUCACGCCCGUCAACUGCUCGGCUCUCGCCUACCUCCUGCAGGUCUCUGAGGAGUGCAUGGAGGAGACCAACCUCUCCAACUGCCUCAGCUACAACAUCUUCAAGAGCUUGCUCCCCCGCCUCCUCUACUGCCACAACCUCAGGUUGGAAAACAACCAGUUCAAGGACAACGUAAUGGAUCUACUGGGGAGCCUGCUGAGUGCCAAGGACUGCCAGAUCAGAAGGAUUAGCUUGGCUGAAAACCUGAUCAGCAACAAGGGGGCAAAGGCAAUCGCUCGUUCGCUGAUGGUGAACCGCACCCUGUCUGCCUUGGACCUCCGGAGCAACUCAAUAGGCCCCAAAGGAGCCAAAGCAUUUGCGGAUGCCUUGAAGAUAAACCAGGGCCUCGUCUCGCUGAACUUUCAGAAUAACUUUGUGGGUGAAGAGGGAGCGAAGUUCACUGCCGAAGCUCUUCAUGUCAAUCGGAAGCUGACUGUGCUGAACCUUCAGAAGAAUUCCAUCAACCACGAAGGAGCCAAGCGAAUCGCCAGCGCCCUGAAACAUAAUGACAGCCUGAAGGAGCUCAACCUGUGCGGUAAUUGUAUCGGUGAUAUUGGAGCCAGUGCCAUAGCUGAAGCCCUGAAAGUAAACAGAAACCUCUCCACACUCAAUCUCCAGAGUAACUCCAUCAGUAACAUCGGUGCCACCGCCCUGACUGCAGCUCUCACAAUCAAUGAAGGCCUAACCGACCUGAAUCUGCGAGAGAAUUCUAUCAGCUUGAACGGCGCGAAGGAAAUUGCAAAAGCCCUGCGUGUAAACAAGGUGCUGAGGAGCCUGGAUCUAACGGCGAACCUGCUGCACGACGAAGGGACGGCAGCCAUUGCCUCCGCUAUCCAGGAGAACCAGACCCUCACCUCCCUGCAUCUGCAGUGGAACUUCAUCAGCCCAAACUCGGCCAAAGCACUGGCUCAAGCACUACAUUACAAUCACAGCAUCACCAGCCUUGAUCUUCAGGAAAACAGCAUUGGAGACGAAGGGAUCAUCGCUCUGUCUGCUGCACUGAAAUGUAACUCCGUGCUGACCUCCUUGUAUCUACAGGGGACAUCCGUGGGCGAGAGAGGUGCCAGGGCCUUGGCUGAUGCCUUAACCGUGAACAAGAGCCUCAGCACUCUGGAUCUGCGAGGGAACGCUGUGGGUGUGGCUGGUGUGAAGGCGAUCGCCUCCGGUCUGAAAGUCAACAACAGCCUCCGGACUCUCAACCUUCAGGAGAACUCCUUGGGGCUGGAUGGGGCCAUGUGCAUUGCCAUCGCUCUGAAGUACAACCAUAGUCUCGUCCACAUCAAUCUCCAGGGCAACAGGAUUGGCGAGUCGGGAGCAAAGGUCAUCGCUGCUGAGAUCAGAAGCAAGUCUCCGCAUUGUGUGGUUGAGAUCUGAGUCAGGCCGGGCCGAAGAGGAGCCAGUGGCAAAGGACAUCUCUGUGGCCAGGCCUUGGACAGGCAGCUCCAUCUCACCCUGGUCUCAUGCACUUCAACGUCCCCAGGAGCUGGUGUGGGGAACGCUGACCCCAGGAGCUGGUGUGGGGAGCAGUGACCUCUGACCCCUGGAGCCAGUGUAGGGUGCAGUGACCCCUGACUCGGGGAGCCGAUGUGGGGAGCAGGGACCCCUGACCCCCGGAGAUGGUAUGGGACGCACUGACACCUGACCCCCAGGGACUGGGAAUGGCCUGUCACCUCACUGCUGACCACAGGUUGGGGUCUCACACUGCAGUGAUUCUUACUGUCGAUGGUUAAGUGUCAGAGGUGGUGUGGAAGUUUCCGACACCU
Messenger RNA from Amblyraja radiata (thorny skate), 4257 nucleotides. RefSeq names its product NLR family, CARD domain containing 3 (gene nlrc3). The transcript is spliced from 19 exons. Bases 575 to 3868 code for a protein of 1097 amino acids. The record is from RefSeq and is a predicted model, not a curated record. NCBI's taxonomy places the organism in Eukaryota, Metazoa, Chordata, Chondrichthyes, Rajiformes, Rajidae. Gene Ontology annotation, molecular function: protein binding. Gene Ontology annotation, biological process: regulation of apoptotic process.